Molecule: messenger RNA, 609 nt
Organism: Cyanistes caeruleus (blue tit)
Lineage: Eukaryota; Metazoa; Chordata; Aves; Passeriformes; Paridae
Product: lymphocyte antigen 6E-like
Cellular component (GO): plasma membrane
Molecular function (GO): acetylcholine receptor inhibitor activity
Source: RefSeq, a predicted model, not a curated record
CAUCUAAUCCGUGAUCCCUGCCCACUCUUUCCAAAUUGUUGGCUUCCUCAUCACUCGGUCCAAAGGCAGGGAAGAUUUAUAUCCUGUCCCCAGGUGAGGGUGUUUUUCCUGGGCUGCGGAGACGACCGGGAGAAGAUGAAGUUCUCCCUCCUUGUGGUGCUGGCUUUGGUCCUAUUCGCAGCUCAAGCAAAUGCCCUGUACUGCUACACCUGCAACUGGGAACAAAGCAACUGGAGCUGCCUGAAGGCCGAGAAGUGCUCGGACAAGGACGAGUACUGCGUCACCAACGUGGCCUCUGUAGGAAUCGGCGUUUUGUCCCUGUGGAAGAGGAUCACCAAGAAGUGCUCCAGCACCUGCCCACACCACAACUUCCUCCUGGGCCUGGUCACCUACACCUCCUACUGCUGCCAAAGCUUCCUGUGCAACCUGAGCGCGUGCCCGGGGCCCCGGCUGGCUCGCCCGUGAGGUGCUGGGGGUCCCAUUCCAUGCGCUUCUUCAGCUUCCUGAUGGAAGGAAAUGGACCCUGAAGGACUGAAGAGCUUGGCCAGAUUCCCCCAGGAGGGUGUGGACAUCAGACACGAGGAAUAGAUAAAGCAUUGUUGUCACUGU